CAGUACAUGCUUACUUGUUGUUCUGUGUGUUUGUGUUUUUUUAGGCGGUUUUAGAAUGUACAGACAAACAGUAGGAUGGGCGCUCUUCGCCCUUUUGUUAAGCAGUAGCGUACUGGACACCCUCUCGUACCCGAAUCAACAAUUCUCGCCGCAAGAGGGAGGCUUCUACCCCGUACACAACCCACAACUUCAACCUCAGAGGGAAGAACGAAAAUUCGCGGAAAAACCGAACGCCUUGAAGAAAGUGGCACUUGACGACUUGGAUGAUAUACAAACGAACCAGUUAACUGAGAGCACUGGCGGGGGGUUCUCUUGGUCGAAUCUUUUAGGGAUGGUGAUGCAAAUGAUUUUCAACCCGGGUGGCAUCAACCAAGGCCCAAACAAGUCCGAAGGCCUCGAUGACGGCCCAAUCGCAACAUCCCCUUGGGCAAACCUCAUCUCCGUAGGACUCAAAAUCCUCACGGCCAUCCUAGGAGGUGGAGCGGCUAACAACGAUGGCAUUGACAAAGUCGACAACGGUGGAUCCCCCAUGCAGGGUAUACUGGCAGCUGUACUGGGAGCAGUUGUGGGAGGAAGAAAUCCUGAACAAGUAAACAUGUUGGCUAAACAGGCUGGUGAGUUCAUCAGCAUCAUAGUAAAUCUUCUCGACGCUCUGAAGACUUCAUUCUCCCACCGAUCCCUUGCUGCUCGUAACAUAGGAAAGAAGGACACCGUAAGCGACGCAACUGUUGCCGGCAUCGCCAUGGCCAAAGGUUACAUGAGGUCUCUCAGUACAGAUAACAGCAAAUGUAUGCAGAAGUUCAUGUGUCAAGCCAACAACGAAUGUACAACUGACAUCGGCCAAACCUCGCUCUACUGUCAUCUUGGAAGCUACGCAGCUAGCUUUAUCCUUGAAAGAACAACCUCAUCGUCCUUCGAUGUCCUGUACGAGGCGGGAAGACGUGGAAGGUCCGGUGACAACUGCCAACAGGCGUACUUGGAAUGUAACGAGGUUUAAGAAGACAUGAAAUUAAUAUUAGGUUGUUUACAAAUCGAAUUUAUUUCUACAUUCCAUUUUUUCAAAUCCAUCAUUGGCAUUACCGAAAUAACUAAAAUUAAAUAAACGUAUACGCAGGUGAUCCUGUAGAACUAAAACUAUAGAAAUUGUUCAAGAAAUAAUGGAAUUAGAAACAUAUUUCGCGAUUUAUUCUGAUUUCAUAUACAUGUGGCUACUCUAUCAUGCAUCAGUAUUGUCAACAAAUUUAACGGCUACAAUAGACGAUUAAGUAUUUAUAUUUUGCACACAUGUAUAUGAGAAAGGAUAUUUUAUUUAUAGUAUUUAUUUUCAAAUAUUACUUGUAAUUAGAUAGUUCAAACGACUUUACAAGAAUUCAAUCGACUGGUCAAAAUAACUAUAAAGGAAGCGGUUUUCAACACUUUAGUUAAUAAACAAUUUAUUUUGGGUGAGAGAAUUCGAAUGAAUGGAUUUUAUGCAUGCGGUGCGAUGAUCUGAUUUUAUGUGUUGUAUGAAAGUUAUUAUUAAGUUGCCUAUUUAAAUAUUUAUUUUUAA
This is a messenger RNA of Anoplophora glabripennis (Asian longhorned beetle), 1549 nucleotides long. RefSeq lists its product as uncharacterized. The transcript has 6 exons. The record is from RefSeq and is a predicted model, not a curated record. Lineage: Eukaryota; Metazoa; Arthropoda; Insecta; Coleoptera; Cerambycidae. Bases 56 to 997 code for a protein of 313 amino acids.